CCGAGCUCCUCAGGCUGGCACCGGUUGGACCCGGACGGACCGCGGACGGACCGCGGACCAGUGAGCCGCCGCUGCUCGGAGUUGGAUUUGCUGGGAAGAAGGAAGCGCGUUUCUGAAAACUUACUUUUAUCUCCGGUGUUUGUUCGACCCUCCAGUGAAAUCGGUCAGUCGGAAUGAUGGAUGAGGGGAAAAUGGAGAGCUUCAACCGGGUCGCCUUUCGCAGGAAGCAGCGCAGUCUGGACCUGGGCCCUCGACGGGCCACAGAAAGAAAAGGCAAAACUCCAUGCUACCAGACCAGAAGCGCUGAUGAUGAGGCCUGCAUAGCAGUGAAAAUCGACCAGUCCAGAGCUCUUGGCUGCGGCUCGCCGAGGAAAACCAGCGGCGGCUCGCCCAUCCUGCAGGAGUGUCUGAAUCGGGCAAUUGGGGGGGCAGCUGACAGGAGGAGGGGAGGGGUCAAUGGAAGAGUACCUGGAAGCAGGACUCUGCUACGGUCUAAACCACAAGUGCCGCCAAAGCCGGACCACCUGCUGAGUCCAGUGUCUCCUCUGCAGCCUUCGCCGCGCAACGUCCAGAAAUCCCCUCUGAGAUUCAUCAUGGAGGACGGAGGAGCAAAGCCGACCGCCGCGCCGCGCGACAGGGUCAAACCGUCCAAGGUGUCGGACCUGAUCAGCCGCUUUGAGGAGAACCGCAGCGCAGACAACAAGAGAGACGGCUCGGCGCUCAAACAGACCAGCAAGGUGUCCUGCUCAGCUCUGCGCGUCUGCCAGAGGGCCGACAUCAGCAAGAUUCAGGAGAAGUUCUCGUCCGCGGCGGCUGCGACGCAGGAUGCCAAGAAGCCAGCGGCUAACGGGGUGCUAGCACAGAUGGAGCAGGACAAGGAGACGGAGGAGGAGACGCACCACAGCGUGAGGACAGAGACUGCUGAGCUCGUAAACGGAGAUUUGGAAAAAGCAGAUGAGCUGGACGAUCAUUCAGCUUCACAGCACUCGGACUGGACCGGUGCUGAGAAUGAGCAAACAACAGUAGAAAGGGAGAAAACAACAGAAAUCCUGCAGAAGAGUGAAGAGGGAAACUCUGAGCAAAAGGAGACGAACGAGCAGAAGCUGUUUAAGAUCGCCAGCGAGUUGCUGCACACAGAGAAGGCGUAUGUGGCCCGACUCAACCUGCUGGACCAGGUAUUCUGCACCAAGAUGAUGGAGGAGGCGAAUAAAGGCACUUUCCCUCUGGAUGUGGUGAAGAACAUCUUCUCCAACAUCACCUCCAUCCACGCCUUCCACAGCCAGUUUCUGCUCCCUGAUCUGGAGAAACGCAUGGGGGAAUGGACGUCCACACCGCGGAUCGGCGACAUCCUGCAGAAACUGACCCCUUUCCUCAAAAUGUACGCCGAGUACGUGAAGAACUUCGACAAGGCCAUGGAGUUGCUGAAGCAGUGGAGCGACCGCUCGCCGCCGUUCAAGGCCGUCAUUCAGGAGAUUCAGAGUCUGGAGAUCUGCGGCAGCCUGACGCUGCAGCAUCACAUGCUGGAGCCGGUGCAGAGAGUUCCCCGAUACGAGAUGCUGCUGAAGGAUUACCUGAAGAAGCUUCCUCAGAACGACCCGGACCGCAGCGACGCAGAAAAAUCAUUAGAAAUCAUCGCCACAGCAGCCACCCACUCCAACAGCGCCAUUAGGAAAUCUGAAAACCUGAAGAAGCUGAUGGAGAUUUACGAGAUGCUGGGUGAAGAGGAGGACAUCGUUCAUCCAUCCAACGAAUUCAUCAAGGAGGGUCACAUCAUGAAGCUGGCAGCCAGGAACACCUCCACCAUGGACAGAUACCUGUUCCUGUUCAACAACAUGCUGUUGUACUGCGUGCCUAAAUUCAGCCUGGGCGGACCCAAAUACACGGUGCGGACCCGGAUCGGGAUCGACGGCAUGAAGGUUCUGGAAACGAGCAACGAGGAUCAUCCUCACACCUUCCAGGUGUCGGGUAAAGAACGGACGCUGGAGCUCCAGGCCAGCUCAGAGCAAGACAAGGCGGGAUGGAUCAAGGCUUUCCGGGAGACCAUAGACAUCUUCCAGCAGAAGAACGAGUCGUUCAAGAACGCUCUGAAAGACGUGGAGGAAGUUUCGAAAGCUGAGUUGGGGAAGCGGGCUCCUCGCUGGAUUCGUGACAAUGAAGUGACGAUGUGCAUGAAGUGCAGGGAGCCUUUCAACGCCAUCACACGGCGGCGCCAUCACUGCAGAGCCUGCGGAUAUGUGGUUUGCUGGAAAUGCUCAGACAACAAGGCACACCUUGAAUACGACAACUACAAGAUGAACAAAGUCUGCAAAGACUGCUACUCCAUCCUGACCGGGGACGGGGUCACCGAGGGUCGAAGGAAGGGCAUCCUGGAGAUCGAGGCGGCUCAGUUCACAGACAGCAGCAUCAUGUCUGGCUUCCUGCAGCAUUCUGAGAAAGGAGGCAAGCUGUGGCAGCGGGUCUGGUGUGUGAUCCCAGAGAAAGAGUGUCUGGUGCUCUACCUGUACGGAGCUCCACAGGACGUGAAGGCCCUGUGCACUGUCCCGCUGCUGGGCUACACGGUGGAGGACGCCGACACGCCGGCCAGCUUCCGCCUGUCCCAGUCCAAGUUUGUCCACACCUUUGCUGCUGAGAGCGAGGAGAUGAAGCAGCGCUGGCUGAAGGUCAUCCGAGUGGCGGUGACCGGAGAGAUGCCGGCGCGGCCCGAAACCGACGAGAACAGCGGCGCGCAGGAAGCUACUCCUGACGACACCUAGGAGGGUCGUCCGCUCACUUAGCCUGCUGCGGGACUUUCCUCCGCGUCCAGGACCCAAAGACGUCCUGUCCUCCAGGACGCAGCGGAACGACGGGAUAAGCUGCCGUCUCCAGGGUUUCUGUCUGUGCUGGAUUACAAACGUUUCUGGCACAAUCAACACUAGAGCAGAGGCUUCGAGACGCACCAUCUGCCCUCAAACGAGCACUAUAAAGGAAAAUUCAAACUUUCAGGAGGCGUCCAGGAUGGGACUCAAACUACGUCUGCUGGUUCUGUAAAUCUCUUCUUUGUACAGAACGCUUUUUAUAUAUAGAAAAAAACUUUCUUCACUUAUGUACAAAAAUUCAGUCUCCCGCUUUUCUGCUAAGAAAAGGAGGAACAUCUAAACAUCAUGGGAAAUAUUCCCAGCAUUCCCUCUGAUUGGAGCUGGAGAAGAACAUGAAGCUGGAUUCUCAUCUCUUCACUCAAUCUGCUGAAACGAGAGACAAAUGUAAACAGGAUGUGACGCAGAUUAAAAACUAUAUUUAUCACGUUAUUUGAAGCAUGUGUGCUUUAAAUAAUUAAACCUUCAUUAGCAAACCAAAUGGAAUUUUUUUGCUGUUAAAAUCUUGUUUCAUUUUCACGUUAAACAUGUAAUCAAUCACAUUGUAUUUAUUUCGAAAUCCAAGUGAAAAAAUGUUAAGAUCAACAUUUCUGCUGCAAUCAAAGCUUCUUCACUGUAAAAUCUCCCAUUUUUAUGUCACUAAAGUUUAAUGAGGUGCAUCUUAACUGCUUUUAGCGCAACUUGAACACAGCAAUAGUAUUUUCCAGCGUCCAAUCAGAUCAGUUUGUUGGUCUAAAUGAAGCGAGCGGCGGCUUUGUUCUCCAGCGCUGUGGUUCUGAUCGACAUCCCAGAAACAUGUUCUGCUCGGAACAUUUGUAUGUCAAAAAUGUAAGUGAUUAAUCACGUUAAAAAUGUUCAAGCAAAAAUACAAAUAGUCAAUUAAUUGAAAUUACUGCGUUAAAGUCCCAGCUGCAUGUUGAACAUAAGUUUGAAUAGAAGUGAAGGCCUGAUGAUGACAGCCCUAAACAAACCACAUAAAAUGUGUAAAAUUUGUUUGCUCACUUAUUGGAUUCAUGUUCAUGUUCAUUUAAAGACUUAUUAACUUUGAAACUAAUCCAGUAAAUAUCAACUCUGACAUUGAAGAUCUCCACAGAUUACAUCAUUUUUCCUGUUUGUCUCUCCGAUUCACUCGAGUUUGACCGGAAAUGACGCAACGACUGCGGAAAUGAACCUGUCCACGUUACUAAUGGCAGAAAGUCCUUUAGAGAAAUCAUCAGAAAUAUUAAAUGUAUUUGAUUGAAAUUUAUGUUGCCAUUUGUGUCAGAACAGUAAUUUAGUAUUUUAACCAUGGCUAGAGGAGAGAAAUGGUUUGUCCUAACGUUUCGGAGUGAUGAUGGAGAAACAGCACAAUCAGACACAGCCAGCCGAUGAAACAAGUGUAAAUGUGUUUUUACUGCUGUAAUUAUUUUUUAUUUAAAGUAAUUUAUAUACUAUAAUGGACUGUUGAAUGCAGCACAAACUUGUUCCUGUGCAGUCAGCUGAGGAAUGCAACCAACUGGUCAAAUGGCCGCCAACAUGGAGGGGAAAUGUGCCAAUCUGUUAUUUUUGCUCGUCUCUGAACUGUUCCCCUCUGCAGUGUCCAAAUAAAGCAAAGACAACUGAGCACAAACCCUGUGAUGAAUCUGAA
Poeciliopsis prolifica (blackstripe livebearer) is the source of this 4479-nucleotide messenger RNA. It is a transcript of the gene fgd4a, whose product is annotated as FYVE, RhoGEF and PH domain containing 4a. The transcript has 18 exons. Gene Ontology annotation, biological process: cytoskeleton organization; filopodium assembly. Lineage: Eukaryota; Metazoa; Chordata; Actinopteri; Cyprinodontiformes; Poeciliidae. The coding region runs from base 174 to 2753 and encodes 859 amino acids. The record is from RefSeq and is a predicted model, not a curated record. Gene Ontology annotation, cellular component: cytoplasm. Gene Ontology annotation, molecular function: guanyl-nucleotide exchange factor activity; zinc ion binding.